Molecule: messenger RNA, 2035 nt
Organism: Toxorhynchites rutilus septentrionalis
Lineage: Eukaryota; Metazoa; Arthropoda; Insecta; Diptera; Culicidae
Product: putative nuclease HARBI1
Exons: 2
Coding region: 103-1197 (364 amino acids)
Source: RefSeq, a predicted model, not a curated record
AGUUUAAAAAAAAAGAAGCAACGAAAACAUCGGAAAUGGGCCAAACAGUGGUUGCUGAACAGAGAGAAGUACACUUAUGAAGUGUUAUUUAAUGAGCUCAGAAUGACUGAGCCGAAUGACUUUCGAAACUUUAUCCGAAUGGAUGCUGGAAUGUUUGAUGAACUCCUGGCUUUGGUUGCUCCUCAGAUUGAGAGAAAGGAUACUAUUAUGCGAGAUGCUAUUCCUGUAAGUCAACGUUUAUCGAUAACUUUACGGUACCUCGCAACAGGAAAUACAUUCGAAGAUCUUAAGUUUUCUGCUGCCGUUUCACCGCAAUCAAUUGGCCACAUUGUUAUAGAAACCUGCGCGGCUCUGAUUAACAGCCUCAAGGAAUACAUAAAGCUACCAACAACAGAAGAAGAGUGGAAAGAAAUCGCACGAGACUUCAAUGACCGGUGGAAUUUUCCGAACUGCUUGGGAGCGGUAGAUGGUAAACAUGUUGCGAUAAAGAAACCUCAUGGCUCUGGAUCACUUUACUUCAACUACAAGAAAUUUUGCAGUAUUGUGAUGAUGGCAGUAGUGAAUGCUAAUUAUGAGUUUAUCAUGGUCGACGUGGGAAUCAAUGGAAGAAUAUCGGACGGCGGUGUCUUCAAUUACACAGAAUUUGGAAGAGCAUUCUCUAACAAAUUAAUUAAAAUCCCGGAAGCUUCACAAUUACCGAACAGUGAGAAACGGCUGCCAUUUGUUUUGUUGGGCGACGAUGCUUUUGCGAUGACGGACAAUUUCAUGAAACCCUACCCUCUAGCAGAAUUGUCAUUGGAUAAAAGAAAUUUCAACUAUCGAUUAAGCCGUGCACGUCGUGUUGUAGAAAAUGCCUUUGGUAUUUUGGUCAGUAGGUUCGGCUUAUUUCAGAAACAAAUAUCACUGUCCCCUGAAAAGGCUGAAAUUCUAGUUAUGACUUGUUGUUAUUUACAUAACUAUAUACGAAAACGACAACCACGAACCUACAUUACUAGGAGUGAUGUAGAUGAUGAAGAUUUACAAUCCGGAACUCUCACAAGAGGAUCAUGGAGAAAAACGGUUGCGAAUGAAGGAACACCUCUUCAGGCUACUGUGUCCAGAAAUGCACCAUCAAGUGCAAAGAUUGUGAGAGACACCUAUUGUCAUUACUUCAACAAUGAAGGACAAUUAUCAUGGCAAUUGAAAGCAGUUUCAUGAAGUGAAGUGGUUUUUCCCGUAACACCCACUUUUAUAACAAGAUGAUUUUUAUUGUAAUUCAUUGUAUGAUUCUUAUUCACGAUACCAUGUAACUAUAAUUAAAAAUGGAUACAAAAUAAAAAUAAAGGACUUACAUUGAUCUCUGUAGAAGCUCCUCCAUAAUUUAUAUUGUCAAUGACCUCGAUCCCUGCAUCUUCACAAUAAGUGUGUCCAGAAUCUAGAACCGGGUUCAUCGAACUGAUUGAAGCGGUUGGUGUUUCCUGGUUCUGAAGAAAUCUCAUUUGUUCGAAAUACCACAGCGUGGGUUCAACUUCCUCUGCACCUGCACCACUUUUUUCUGCGUCUCGAAUCCUCUUCAGCUCUUUCCGGAAGUUGGUCCGCAAAGAAUUAAUUUUUUUUAUAACAUCUUGUUUGUCGGCAUCGGGAGCAUUUUCUCUGUAUUUCUCUAUCAGCACGUCAUACUGUUCAAUUUUCUUUAGACGGUUUGUGUAAUCCUUGCACUUGAUGUCCCAUAAUGCCGGGAGUGAACGGUAAACCUCGAUAAACUCGAGAAUAAAUUGCCUGUCGGCGUUUUUGACGGCCAUCGCGACUCACACGUCCUCGAAAAAAAGUCCGUGAAGUUUUUUAUGAGAACACUCACUUUACACUCUAGACGAUGCAAAUGUAAACAUAAACUUUAACAUUCAUUGACACCAAUUGCACAACGUCGCCCGUAGACCAUGCAAUAUUAUGAGCGUUGCACAAUAAAUAUCUAAUUUUUUUGAUAUCAUACAAUAUAUUGUACAACACUUCAAUAUCAGAAACAAACGUUCAAUUUUAUUUCACAACCUCCUGUGUU